Molecule: messenger RNA, 1551 nt
Organism: Trichoplax adhaerens
Lineage: Eukaryota; Metazoa; Placozoa; Uniplacotomia; Trichoplacea; Trichoplacidae
Exons: 1
Biological process (GO): mRNA export from nucleus; regulation of DNA-templated transcription elongation
Cellular component (GO): THO complex part of transcription export complex
Source: RefSeq, a predicted model, not a curated record
AGUGAAAGUAAAAGUGCCAUUGAUCAAGCAUUCCGAGAUCUACUGAAAGAAUUGAUCGUGCAAAAGCAAAAGGGCACCGAUGACAACCAGGUCAAAAUUGACGAUCUCACUUGGCUAAUUAAGAUAUCGACGAUAUGUGCCAAAUCAGGUUUAGCAUCAGUUUCCUUGCCAUUUAUUCUUUUAGUAGAUAUCUUCGAUUGUUUGACCCUUCGUGUAUGUCAACGCAUGUUUGGCUAUGUGGAGAAAGAAAUGCAAACCUGGAAAGAUACCGCUUUCGACGCCAUGGGUAAAGUAUAUAUCUUACGCAUGUGUAAUGAUCUCCUUCGACGGUUAUCGCGUUCCCAAGAUACCAUCUUUUGUGGCCAAAUUCGAUUAUUUCUCAGUCGUUAUUUUCCGCUCGAUGAACGCUCGGGCUUAAAUGUCAUGAGUCAUUUCAAUGUGGAUAAUGUGACGAGUUAUACAAAGCGUGACAUGGUUGACUCUCAGACAGCCUCCGCCGAAGGGGUGAUGGAUGUUGAAGACGGAGAAAUAAGUGAAGGGGAUGAUGACGAAAAAAAAGCCGAAAAAAAUAAAACACCCAUUGAUUACAAUCUCUACUAUCGUUUUUGGUCAUUGCAAGACUUUUUCAGUAAUCCUAAUUUAUGCUAUUCCAAUUCGGGUUGGAAUGCACUCACGACUAGUAGUCGUGUCGUUUUGGAUGUUUUCAAAAGCUACAAGCUAGAAGCUCUUACAAGUAAUAAAAGUACAAAAACAGACAACGAUAAUCCGUCCGAUCAGGAUGGGAUGGAAAUAUCGGACUCAUGUGACAAUGCUAUGGAUGUCUCCAAUCGCUAUUUUGCUAAAUUUUUAACCAAUGAAAAGCUAUUAGAUUUGCAGCUCAAUGAUAGCCAAUUUAGAAGAACAAUACUUAUACAAUUUCUAAUCUUGUUUCAAUAUUUGACCAGUACGGUCAAAUUUAGACCAACUAGCUGCACUAUUUCAGAAAGGCAGCAACAGUGGAUUGAAAGAUCAACCAAAUUGGUAUACCAACUUUUAGAAGAGACGCCUCCUGGAGGGAAACAAUUUGUAAAGUUAGUUCGUGAGAUAUUAUCGCGCGAAGAAUAUUGGAGUAAAUGGAAAAAUGAUGGCUGUCCUAGUUUUGUACGGCCAGGCGUUUCAACUGAAAGUAGCGAUAGCUCUUCCGCACCUCGUAAGAAACGUAAAAUUAGUAGGCAUUAUUCUCCUACUUCUCACAAGAUCGAGCUUGGAAAUCCGGAGCUAACACGAUUAUGGAAUUUAUCAACUGAUAAUUUAUCUGCAUGUAAAAUGAGUGGUGAAAAAUUUACGCCUACUAUCAAAGAUUUUUUCGAAGAAGCGAUAGAACAGUGCGAUCCAGAAGCUCAAGUAGAGGAAGAAUAUAAAUUAGUCAAUAACCUAGUUUUUCGCUGGCGUUCAUUUCGUAUCUUGGCUGUACAAAGUUCUAUCAUAUUUCCCACAAGUUCUUCUACUCCGUCUUCAACCACAAGUAAAGCAGACUUCCUAGCUGGUGCUCUAGCAGAAAUGGCUAAGGAA